AUGGCAAUUCAAAUUUUUUUACUUUUAAUAAAUUUAGUUUAAGGAGUUGAUAACUUUUUUGGAUGUCAAGUAUCAACGACUGGUUAAAUAAAUUAGAAGGGAGAUUAUUAAUUUAAAAUAAUUAGAUCAGGAGAUUUUAGCAAUCAUCCAAUAAAUUUAUUAAUAAGCUAUAAAAUAUAAAUUGAUUUUCCUUGGAAUAUCAAUAAUGAUUAUACUUGUUAUAAUGAAGAUAACAGUUUAGUAAGUUGUAGUUAUACUUCAAAUACAAAAGGAAUUGUGAACAAUUAUUUUGUUAAAGAUUAUACAAGUUUAGAUUAUUAAGAUUCGGAGGGAUUUACAUUUUUUAUUAAUUUGAAAUCAGUUUUAAAUCCAUCAUAUAGUGGGAGAUAUGAAAAUCCAAUUUAAAUAUCAAUAAUUAGUUCAACGAAUGAAAUAUUAGAAUAGUGUCCUAAUGGAGGAGUUAAUCCAACAGUAAAUCCAGGUAUAGGAACAUGUUCAGGGGAUGGAUAAUAAUCUAAAGUUAAUAGCAUAAAUACUGAUAUUUCAUUAAAUAUGUUUGUAAAGAACUCUUUGGCUGUAGAAGUAUAAUUCUUUAGUAAAAUAGAGUUACUUAAUUGUAAAAUAUACUCGUUUUUGGUAGAAUGAUAAAACUACAAAAGAAAUGAUUCCAGGAAUUAUUACUUGUUAAUUAUAUGCAAAUAACAUCUUUAUUUCAGGUACAAUUUGCUCAAAGGAUUCUACAAAUUUAUAAAUAAAAUCAAAUUUAGGAACUGGUUAUAGUGGAACAAAUGUAUAAUAUGUAUGAUAUUAGAUUACUCUAGUGAUUAAUGGAGUCAAUUCACCAUCAUCAACAGCUCCUGAUGGAAGUUUUAUUCUAUAAACUUAUAAUUCGAAUAAUAAAUUAAUAGAUGAAUGUUCGUUAACAUAAAUAAGUGGAUGGUUGCCUAAUGUAGUAAUACUUAGUAGUAUGACAUGGACAAAUAUAGUAAAUUAAGUAGAAAGACUAAACGUUUAAUUUCAAUUAAACACUUAAAUAUUAGUAGGAGAUACUAUUUAGAUUACUAUACCUAAAGAAUUGAAAAUAAAUUCCACAAUCUUAACUUAAAUAAGAGAUACUAGAAGUACUUUCUUUAAUACUCCAUUAUAAUCAUCAGCAUUUACUAUUAAUGAUUAAUUAGUCACAAUAACAUCAAGUAAAGCAUUUUCAUCUACUCUUACAAACAUUUUAUUAACAUUUUUUAAUGUAGUUGCUCCUCCAUCUAUUAAACCAUCUUCAACUAUUUAGAUUAGUACUUAUAGAGAUUCUUAUGUUAUUGAUAAAAGUAUAGCAAGUUUAACUAUUACAGCCUCUAAUGGUGCAAUUAGAUCAGUUUCUAUUAUUGCUUUAAAUACAGUUAUUAAUUAAUUAUCUGAUUAUGAAUUUGAUAUUGGAUUAACCAAUCCACUUUUAUAAGAUGGAUAUUUAAGAAUUUAAUUUCCUAAUUAAUUUGAUUUAACUUAAAUAACUCAAAUACAAAACUAUUUAAUCAAUUCUUAAUCUUAUGAUGCUAAAUUUAGUGUUUCUAGUCAAAGGUUGAUAAUAUCAUCAUUAUAUUCAUCUGAUAUUACUGCAUCUACUUAAAUAAAAUUUAAAAUCUCAUAAAUAAAAAAUUAAUUCAGUGCUAAUAUUAGUAAUACAUUUACAAUAUAAUCAUACUAUUCUAAAAACAGUGAAGAUUUUUUAGUAGAUUAACAUACAUCAUAUUAAAUGAGUUCAUUCACAUCUGGAUCUUUGGAUAGUAACUCUAUUACAGUAUAAGCUGAGUAUUAUAUUACUGGAUAGCUUGAUAAUUAUGAAAUCAAUUUUAUAAAUACAAAUGCUAUCUCUGCAUUAGGAUAUUUUAUUAUUAACUUUAUUUCUGAAUUUUCUAUGAGUGGAAAUCCUACUACUUGUUCAGUAAAUGGAAUCAGUAGUACUUGUUAAUCAACUGAUAAGAAUACUAUUAAAAUUAUUACAUCUACAAGUAUAAAUAGUAAUACUAAUAUUAAAUUAAAAAUAAAUUCUUAUAUUUAUAAUCCUAUCACUCUCUAAUCCUAUAGUAAAAUUUUGAUCAUAAAGACAUAUGAUGAUUAAGGUUUAUUAAUAGAUAGUGGAUAAGGGGGAUCUAUUUAAAUGUUAUAUCUUUCAACAUUUACAUUAACAUUAUUUUAAAGAGUCUCAUAAAUGAAUGGUGUAAAAAAUGCAUAUACUUUCUACAUCAAUUUUUAAGUCACUUAAAUAAAUGAAAUAUAUCUUAUAAUUGAAAUUCCUAUUGAUUUAUCUACUGAUUUAUAAUCUUGCUAAUCUAUUUCCCCAUUAUAAACUACUCUAUCUUGUUCAAUUUCAAAUUAACAAUUGUAGAUUCAAUUAAGUUGUAGUACUUGUACUUCGAUAACCAAAAACAUAGAUUAUAAGAUCACAAUUAAUCAAAUAAUUAAUAAUUCUUCAUUUAAACCAGUUAUCAUUUCUAAGGCCUACACUAUAUAAAAUUUAUCAAAUGAUUUAACAAAAUAAAGUUAAUUAAAAGAAUAAUUAAUAAUUACUAAUACAUAGACUAAUACUAUUAAGUCAUUUACAUAAUCAUAUGAAUAUGGUUAUCUAAAUUAACUAGAUAAUUAUUCAUUUAAUAUUGAAGUUUAUAAUUAAUUGAAUGCUAAUUUCAAAAUUGUACUAAAUGUUCCUACAGAUAUCAAAGUUUAUCAAUCAACUGAAGCAACUCCAACUAGUGUUAAUAAUAUCUAAAAUUUACCUGAUGAUGUUUUAGUCAUUUUAAAUUCCUAGAAUAUCAUUAUAACAGGUUAUUCUGGAUCUAAAAUUUCUUAAUUUUCUUUUAGAAUAAUGAAUUUAUUAAAUCCUAGUACUUCAUCAAUUAGUAAUCAUUUUACUAUAAAUACUUAUGAUAUUUAAAUCAAUAAUGAAUAUUAAAUGGAUACUGGUCAACUUGGUACAUACAAUCAUAAAUGUACUCUACCAUGUAAAGAUUGUGAUUCAUCUAUAUUAACUAAAUGUUCUAGUUGUUAUGAUAGCAAUAGAAGUAAUUUGGUCUAAUAGAAAAUUUAUUUAAUGAGCAUUUAAAAUACCUGUAUAACAGAUUGUUACCAAAUUGACGGUUAUUAUGUAACAAGUGGAGAUUUUAUAUGUUAAAAAUGCAAUCCAGAAUGUAAAAAAUGUAAAGAUGUAAAUACAUAUUGUUUGGAAUGCAGCGGAACCUAUAAAUUCUUAGAUAAUAAAUGUUUAGAGUCAUGUCCAAAGACCUAUUUCAAUAAUUAACAAGUUUGUACAAAUUGUAUUAAAAAUUGUGAUACUUGUUCAAAUACAACUUUCUGUUAAGUUUGUAGUGUUAAUUUUUAUCUUUAUCAACAAACAUGUGUUGAUGUUUGUCCUGCUAAUAUUACUAUUGCAAAUCAACAAUUAUAAACAUGUGAUACAUGUACUAAUAAUUGUUAAACUUGUCAAAAUCAAACAUCAUAUUGUAUAACAUGUAAAACCAAUUAUUAUUUAUUUAAUAAUACUUGCAUAUCUUAAUGUUUAGAUGGUACAUAUCCUUAUGAUUUUUAAUGUACAGAUUGUCUCAAAAAAUGUAAAACAUGUAGCAAUGCAAAUAAUUGUGAUACAUGUGACAAUAAUCUUUUAUUUCAUUAAAAUGAUUGUCUUGAUAAAUGUCCAGAUUAAUAUUUUGCAUUAAGUGGAAAAUGCUAAUAAUGUAAUAUAUCAUGUAAUACAUGUGAGUCUAAUUAAUAUCGAUGCACAAGUUGUGUAAAUAAUACUUUUUUGUAUAAUAAUCAAUGUUUAGGAUAAUGUCCAGAUGAAUACUAUAAUGAUAUUGAUACAAAUAAAUGUAUAUCAUGUAAGAUUCCUUGUAAAACUUGUAAAUCAAGUACAUCUUGUUUAAGUUGUGUAACUUAGACACCAAUAUUAUAUUAUUAUAACAAUUCAUGUAAUACAGAUUGUCUCUAAUAUUAUGCUCCUGAAAAUGGGUAAUGUAUUUAAUGUAGAAAUCCUUGUAAAUAAUGUACAACAACACCAGAUAUCUGUAGUGAAUGUUAUCCAAAUACUUAUUUAUUGAAUCAAAUGUGUGUCACUGAUUGUGGAGAAGGAUACUACAAAAACAGUUAAAAUUAUUAAUGUUUAGUUUGUUAAGAUCCAUGCAAAAGUUGUUCUAAUAGAAACGAUGAAUGCCUCACUUGCAAAGAUAAUUUAUAUUUAUUGAAAAAUAAAUGUGUUGAUAAAUGUUAAGAUGGAUAUUAUUAAUAAGAUUAACAAUGUCAACCCUGUUUAAAUGUUUGUUAGAGUUGUAUUGAUAAUGUCAGUUGUAUAUAAUGUAAGGACAAUCGAAUAUUAUAUAAUAAUCAAUGUUUAACAUCUUGUCCAUAGAAUUUAUUUGAAGAAAAUAAAAGUUGUGUGGGAUGUAGACCACCUUGUUUAUAAUGUGGAUAAUCUGCUGAUGAUUGUUUAUCCUGUAUUUCUACAACAUUUUUAAAUGAAUAAUCAGAAUGUGUAAAAGAAUGUGAAGAUGGAUAUUAUGGUGAUCAAAUUUCAAACAAAUGUUUAUAGUGUUAAAUUCCUUGUAAAACGUGUUCGUCAAGCACCACUUGUUUAAGUUGUAUAGAUUAGAUACCAAUAUUAUUUUAUUACAAUAACUCAUGUAAUACAGUGUGUCCAAAUAAUCAAGUUCCAGAAAAUGGAGUAUGUGUAAAUUGUAGAUAACCUUGUAAAUCUUGUAACACAACUCCUGAUGAUUGUAUGUCUUGUUUAAGUGAUUCAUAUCUUCGAGGUAAUAAGUGUUUGAAUAUUUGUGAUGAUGGUUAUUAUGCAGACACUACAACAAAUGAAUGUAAAUAAUGUAUAUCCCCCUGUCAAAAAUGCAUUAACCUUACAGUCUGUAUUACAUGUCUCUAAAGUUAAAUUAAUAAAAUUUUGGUAGAUGGUAAUUGUAUAUCCUCUUGUCCUAUUGGUUAUUAUGAAUCUAGUGGUACUUGUAUUCUAUGUACUAUUGAUUCAAAAGAGAAGACUUGCAAUUCCACUGUUGAAGUACUAGAAAGUAUUUAAACUGAAAAAUUCAUACCUUUGCCUUGUACUAUUCUUACAUUAGUAUUUAUUACAACUGUUAUUGUUGCUAAAAUAACUAAGCCUGAAACUUUUAUUCCUGGUGCUAUAACAUCUAUUGGAGGUUUAUUUGAAUGGGGUAGUCAUUGUGUCUUAUUAUAUCUAAGCUAUUCUGAAUGGGGAUUAUUUAAUACUAAAAACUAUAUUAUUAUGGGAGCUUUAACUUUUAAUUAUUUAUUCAACUUUGUUCAUUUGAUAUCUACAAGUUGUACUAUCUCAAAUGAUGUCUAUUUUUAAUAAUGGUUAAGUACUAGAUAAGUUAAUAAAAUAACAUAUGCUAUGUUAUCAUUUAUAGGAUUUAUUACUACCUUUAAAAUUAAUAAAUUAUAUUUCUCUAGAUAUUUUGGUUUUUAUUUUUUUAAAGCUUGUAUUGAAGACAUUAAAAAAUUUCUUAUUUUCAAUAUCAUUUCUUUAUUAAGUAUUUUCUUAAUUACACUGCCUAUGGUUAUUGCUUCAGCACUUAUUUUAAAUGAAUAUGAUUAGAAAGAUUAACUAUAUAUUUCAACUAUUGAUUCUAUUAUUGUCACUUUUAUUAUCUUUAUUUCAAUUAUAUGGGAAUCUUAAAAAAAUGAAGAUUAUUUUAAAGAUAAUAGAUCUUAAGCUUUACAUUAUGUUGUAUCUGGAUCAUAUGAAUAAUAAAUAGUAGAUUAAUCUAUAGAAUAAGCUAAAAUUAAUUCUAAUAAUGGAGAAAAUCUAAAUUAAUAAAUGGAUUAAUCUUAACAUAUUAAUUCAACUAAUAAUUAAAAGAAAUCAUUUUUAAUUAAAAAUAAUUCUGAAAUUAUCAUUCCAGGAAAAAAAUAAACAGUUGCUCCUGUAGAUUAACCAUUUUUUAGAACUUAAAAUAGUGAUUCAUAUACUAGUGCAUAAAAAAAAUAAUUUGAUUAAUUUAUCCAAAACAAAAAAACUAUCAAAAAUUCAGAUGAUUAGUCACUCAAUUUAUCUUCUAUUGAAGAAUAACUUUAACAUCCUCUUAAUGAAACUUCAUAAGAUAAAGAAUUUUUCAAUGAUUACAAAGUAUUAUAAUUUCAAAAUCCAGAAGAAUUUCAACAAAAAUUCAUUUAAACUGAAUCAUAACAAGAUUUAGAUUUUUCUUCAGAAUUAGAUUGUAAUAAUUUAAAUUUAAAAUAAAAUCAAUUAAAAACUCCAUAAAAUAAUACUCUCAAAGGUACUGCUUUUAAAAAAAGAAAUAAAACAAUUGAAAUUGUUGUAGAUCAAAUGAAUUUUGAUUAAACAGAUUAAAAUUAAAUCUAAAAUAGUUCUUAAUUAAAAAAAUAAUAAGAAAAUAAUUAAGAAGAAUUGCUUAAAUUAAAAUUAGAAGAAGAAAGACAAAAAAUUAUCAAAGAGGAAGAAUUAAAGUUAGAGUAAUUAAGAGAAGAAUAAAAAUUAAAAGAAGUAAUGUAUUAAGAACAAUUAUUACAAAUUUAAUUAGAAAAAUAAAGAAUUGAGGAUGAAAAAAAAUAAAUAGAAGAAGCUGAAAGAAUUAAGGCUGAAGAAAUAAUUAAAGAAACUUAAAAAAGAGAAAGAUAAAUAUUAUUGGAAAAAGAGGAAAAAGAACGAUUGUGGGUAUCUUAAUUAGAAAAAGAAUAAAGAUAAAGAACAUUAUAAGAACAAAGAGAAAUUGAAUUAAAAUAAGAAUUAGAAAGAGAAAAAUAAGAAAAAAUUAAAUUUUAACAAUAAUUACAAGAAAAACUAUUAAGAGAGUAAGAAUUUGAAAAAUUAGAAAUAGAAAAAAAAAAAAAUGCUGAAAUUGAAAGAUUGGAAAUACAAAAAUAAGAGGAAAUAAGAUUAGAGCAAUUAAGAAUUUUUAAAUAAAAAGAACUAGAAUUAUAAAAAUAACUUUAAGAAUAAAUCAAAAAAGAAAAAGAAGAACAUGAACUAAGAAAAAUAUAAUAGUAAGAAACUUAAAGAUUAUAAGAAGAGUUAUUAAGAAGAUAAAAACAAGAAGAAUUAAGAUUAAAAUAAGAAGAAGAAAUUAGAUAAUAAUAACAAUUAUAAUUAAGAUUAUAAAGAGAAGAAGAAUAAAGAAAACAGUAAUAAGAGGAAGAAAACAAAAAAAAACGAUUAGAAGAAGAACAACAACAAAAAAGACAAAAAAUAUUAGAAGAAGAAGAAAAGCAAAAGUUUAAACAAUUAGAAGAAGAAGAAAAUAAAAGACUUUAAUUAUUAGAAGAAGAAGGAAAGAAAAUGUUUAAAUUAUUAGAAGAAGAAGAAAAUAAAAGACUUUAAUUAUUAGAAGAAGAAAAAUAAAAAAUACUAAAUUUUUCUGCUUAAGAUUAGAAAUAAUAAUAAUCUCUCUCAUUUAUUGAUUUUGAUAAUAAUGUAGAAUAAAUUUCUUAAAAUAAUGAUGGAAAUAAAAUCAAGAAAUAAAUAUUUUUAUAAUUAGAUGAUCUUGAGGAGGAAUUUGGACUUCAAAAAAAAUAAAGAUUGGAUAAUAUUUCUAUUGAAUUUGCUGAAGAAAAUAUUUUAUAAUAAGAUGAUUAAUCUGGUUAUCAAAAUACUGAUUACUUGAGAUAAUUUGAGAUGAAUGAUCUAAGAUCUAUAUUUUAGCCUAGAAUUUCAUCUUAAAGUAUCAAUGUUAGCCAUUCUCAUAAUAAUCCUUAGUAAAUUCAUAAGACAAUUUAAGAUCUUCAUAAUUCAAGGCAUUUUUCAGGAGUUAAUCAACAUUAAUUUAUUCCUAAAAGGAAAAAUUCAAAUGUCCCUCUUUCAAAUUAAUAAAAACUAGAUAUUCCAAAGAGAUAAUCAAAAUCAUCUAAUCAUCAUAAUAAAAUUAAUUAAUAAAGUUAAAAUAGAGUUUUAGGAACUCCUACAAAUUAUCAUUAAAAUACCAUUAAUUUUAUUGGUAAUGCUUAUAAUACUUUUGCCCCUAAAACAGUUUUAAAUAAAGAAAAAGAUGAACGUUAUUUAAGAUAAAAGGAAGAAAUUUAUUUAUAACAUAUUCCUAAUUAUUAUGAAAAAUAAGUCUUAGAAAAUUUAAAAAAGAAAAAACAAUAAUAAUAAUAAAAGAAAAACAUAAGAACCAGCUAAUAUAAACAAUUUGAAGUAGCGGAUGAUUAACAUUUAGAUUUUUGA
Molecule: messenger RNA, 8194 nt
Organism: Paramecium sonneborni
Lineage: Eukaryota; Ciliophora; Oligohymenophorea; Peniculida; Parameciidae
Source: the annotation of a GenBank genome assembly